GCGAUCGGCUCAGAAAUUUGCGGCGCCUCAUACCCGGACAGAAGUAAAUGACGGAUGCUUUUGCGGAAUAACGGGGAGUGCGCGUCUGGGCUUUCCAUUAAUUUAAAGCAAACUGCAUUCCAGCAAAAGUUCAGAAAAUAAUGAGGGACGCUGUAAAAUAGCAAUUAUUAGCGGAAGCGGAGGAAAAGUGUCCGGGCGAAGAAUCGGACCGCAACAUAUCAGUACAUGAGUGAGCGAGGCCAGCGGUGUGCCUGCAGACCUGAGGCUGCCCCUCCCUUCGCUGUAGGAAGGAUGUUUCUCGUGUGGAUGCUGUGCAUUGCUGCCCCCCCCAUCCUGGCCUUGACGCCUACAUCUAUGUCCUGUAAGCUCAAUGCCAGCUCACAGCACGUUUCCUCCCUGGUAGACUGGGUCCAGUGCUACAAUGACUACAGCUCGCACAUUCGCUGUACAUGGCCAGAAAGCACGGAGGAACACCAGCUGGAGAAUCUCUCUCUCUACCACAGUGACGCCGAGGGCAGGGAAUUGCCCUGUGUGGCUUACAGCCCUCCUGAAGGCCCCCAUACAGAAAGGUGGUGUCGCUACAACACCACCCUGUUUGUCAAGAGCAUCCAGCAUGGAUUCUUCUUCAAGACCCCGCUCCCCCCACAGGUGUCCAAGACAAUGAACCUGUCGCAACACGUGAAAGUUCGCUCGCCCCCAGCUCUGUUCCAGCAAGCCUUGCACAAUGGCAGCAGGUUGCUGUCCUGGCACACCCCCUUGCCCUCGGGGUCACCCCUGUACCCCACGCUGAGGUACGAGGUCAGCUAUAGGAGGCCCGGCCACGACUGGAUGGUGCUGGACGUUUCACAAACGAAUACGACAAUCAGUAAGGAGUGGCUGGUACCCGACAGCGAGUAUGAGGCCAGGGUGAGGGCACGGGCGGGAGCCGGCCUAUGGAGCGACUGGAGCCCCCCAGUGCAGUGGCAGACUGAGGAGGCCCUGGGGCCUGAAGGCCCUUCCAACCUGCAGUGUCUGUCUGAUGGAGACGUGACUGUGAGCUGCAGCUGGGAGCUGAAGAGGGAGUCUGCUCAGUCCGUCACUUACUACCUGUCGUACCGCACGAGCCGGAGCACACAACCCCAGAGGUGUUGUGAGACAGUCCUGGUUACCAGUGACUCCCGUAACCCCGUGCUCCAGUUCAGCUGUUCCUUUUCCCUGCCUGUAGAUGAGGAACUCUGGGUUGAGCUCACUCCUGCCCACAUUACCAAGCAGUUUCACUCUCACAGUUACAUUUAUCCCUUCCCUCCGAGCCCUGUGCACUUGAGAAAGGAUGGCAAGGACUGGCUGCUCACCUGGACCAUCCCGAAAUACAACGACAAAAUUAAACUAUCUCACGAGCUGCACUACUGGGACUCUGAAACAACGGACCACAAAUAUUUGAACUUCUCUGUGGGCAUCCACUCUUACCACAUUAAUGGAGCCACCCUGCGCCCUGCUACCCGCUACCGGGCACAGGUGCGAGCAGUGCCCGCUGCAUACUUCACGGGCCGACCCUCCGAGUGGACGGAACCGGUGGAGUGGGUCAUCCCUCCAGGUUCAUGGUCAUGGCCCAUGAUCGUGUACAUCUUCGUUGCGGGGCUUGUGACCAUAGUCUUCAUCGGUCUGUAUGUGAGCCUUCCUGUUUUCCGCAGGAGGGUAAUCAGCUGGAACGUGUCCCUUCCCUCUCCCAUCAAGAGCAAAGUUUUGGAAGGAAUCUUAAAGAGGUCCCAGAGCACAUGUCCCAGAGCCCCCCACAGGGAGGUUGAGAGAGCCCGGAUCUGUUCCGUCCAGGUCCUGGACAACGUCACUCCUCCCAGUUACUCAGAUGCUGACCGGUACAGCUUCAGCAGCCUACACUCAGAGUCUGAGGAGAAAAGCCAGCAGGAGAACUCCUCUGUCAGCUUCAAUGGGCCAUACCUGCUGUGUCCCACCAUGUCAAAAUCUCUGGGCUCCCUGGGCAAUGCUGGUGCUCAGCCCGGCACCGAAGACCCCCUGUCCUGGUCCGUCUCCCUAGGCUCCCAGCUCGCGCUUUCCCUCAGGGAGUUAGCCACUGGCUACAUCAGGAUUCCAUCGCCUCUCGCCAUCUUGCCAGUGGACGGCAAUGUAGUCACGCAGGGCAUUGAUUUUGUGGCAGGUGGAUAUGUAGACUGCCCACUAGGGGCAAGCGGAACAGCCAAGCCAGAGCCAUGGUCCGGACCCAGCUGUGAGCCCCCUGAAUGUGACCCCCCAGCCUACACCCCCACUCCACCCACCUUCCUCACCAACGCUCUGGGUCACAUGACUGACAACCACUGCCUAAUGACGGGGAGCCAAGCAGAGCAUACCAUAGAAUGAAGAUGCAUAAACAAGCCCUGUGCUCUUCCUUUGUGUGAAAAUAAGCUAGCAAAAAGGAGAGGAGAGCGGUAUGCCACUCGCACAAACAUGUCAGCACCUUAUGUAAGCAUAUAUUUCAAUAUGACCUUUUAUAGACAACUGUAUUACUGUACAAUUACCAGCUUAUCUGUUAAAACUGGACACUAUGAAUCCUGUUAUAUACUGCAUUAUUAUAGAUAGGGUAUUUGCUUUGUCACAUAUCACUCACUUGCAUUUCUGUGUAUUUCAAAAAUCCAUUACAGCUUUUCAUGACUGUUUCAUAAAACGUAAAUACAACAGCAUUUCUCAAAACUGCAUAUAGCACGAGAGUAAGUUUAAGCUGCAAAAAACCAAAACAAUUGAUGCAUGUCUCAAAAGCAAAUAUCUCCACCAAUUAAUUGGUCAGUGCCACCAAGAUGAAAAGUACAGUCAGCAUUGUUUAACCAUGAGAGUCAAAAUGCCUAGAUACAUUGUAUACGUAUGAUCCUGAGCGUCACAAUUCUGAAUGACAGUUGUUUAGCACUGUAGUUGGUUCACUGUCAGUGACUGAUCACACAACACUAUAACGGGAAAACAACAAAAUGGUAAUACAAGAACAAUAAAAUGGCAACAAAAUAAUGUACUGUGGGAAUCACAUACGAUGCUGUGGUGAUUACUCUUUUUUUUUUUGCAAAUGUUGCACUUUUUCUCAGAUGCUUUGGAACAUAGACAAAUCAUCCUUAAUAUUUGCAAAUCAGUAAGUGCAUUUCUCAAAACAAUUCAUGCAAAUAGCACCACAAUGGACAACCUGCAAAAGCCCAUAACUUGCUCAAAAUCAAAGUACCGGUAAUUAUUCAUGCCAGUGAACGUGUCAGUACUAUUGGAAUGACAAAUCUUUUGUCAUUGUUUAAAAACAAUGUAGUCAAAUUGUUUAGUCAUGUUGUCAGUGUAACUGUGUACAAGUAUUUUCUGAUGUAAACUAUGGAUAAGGUUUUGAUGAUAAUGAUGGAAAAUGAACGAGACUGUACUUAUUCUGUAUGCCGUUUAACAGUUUCAACAGUACAAAGUUACAUGUACUGUACAUACAGCCACAGACAAAAUUGAGAGACCACUCUAUGUUUUUAAACAAAUCUGCAUUUUUAAAUCCUGGUUUAAUUCUGGUUCUGCUGGCAUCAAGGCUAAACUGAGCAGCAGGUAGCUUCUAGGUUCAAAAUUUAUAAGACAGCAGUACUCAAGAAUAAGGUGAAACAAGACACUGGGAACAACCAGAAACCAGCCAGGUAAAUGGCAGAAGCAAUUUUCUAAUGCCAGCGAUGUCCGUUAACUUCUCAUGAAUCGUAGUGUGAUAUCAAGUCACCUUCGAAAGGAAUGGGAAACAUUAAGUGCAGGUGUGAAGUGCACUGCUAGGACAGUUUGUAUCAGGCUCCUAGAAGCAAAACUCAAGUCCCAUAAAGCAAGGAAGAAGCCCUUCAUUAAUAAGCAGGGAAAAACUGUGUCGAAGUUUACAGAAAUAUAUAUAUUAUCACAGACACACACUCAUAAAUUGAGAAAUGAGUGAAACAAAGGAUUGUGCUGUGAUCUCAGUUUUUUCUGCAACAGUAUACUAUAACACACAUACAGUAUGUAUACAUACAUACAGUGUAUAUAUAAAUACUGCAUGUAUGUAUACAUAUUUGUGUGUUAUAUGUACAGUAACUAUAAAGUAUAUUUACUGUAUGCUGUAAAUGCAAGUGGAAUAAUGUAAUAUGAAGCAUUACAACAAGCAUAUAAUAUUACAGUACAGUGCACAUUGUUCAAUUAAAUAUCUGCUUUAUGUGUGAAUGAUUGAGGACACAGUUGUUCUGCCAAAAUUCAGUUGCACCCUUCGAUCAGCCUCGGUUACUGUAAGACUAUUUUUGAGGACAUGGUCCACCGUUGUGACCCUUAUUUCAUCAGAAUAAUUACAGGAUAUUUUGACGACAUCAACAUCUCAACAUCUCAGCAUUUUGACUCUCAUGGUUAAAACAAUACUGGUUGCACUUUUCAUUUUGGUGGGACUGACUAAUUCACUGGUGGAAUUAUUUGCUUUUGAGACAUGACUUAAUUGUUUUGGGUAAGUUACAGGCUUUUGCAGUUAAACCGUAGUAUUGUACUACAUGCAUAAAGUGAGAAAAACUGUAAUGCAAAUGACACAAUAUUGAAAUGCACAUCUCUAUAAAUAAAGCACCUCAUCUCUG
Paramormyrops kingsleyae is the source of this 4565-nucleotide messenger RNA. Its product is annotated as cytokine receptor common subunit beta-like. Gene Ontology annotation, cellular component: external side of plasma membrane. NCBI's taxonomy places the organism in Eukaryota, Metazoa, Chordata, Actinopteri, Osteoglossiformes, Mormyridae. The record is from RefSeq and is a predicted model, not a curated record. Gene Ontology annotation, biological process: cytokine-mediated signaling pathway. Gene Ontology annotation, molecular function: protein binding; cytokine receptor activity.